GCUGGCUUCAAGCGCAGUCUGCUGGAUACCAGAGAGUGGGAGAUAGCGAGAGAGAGGCGAGCCUUUAAAUCUCUGCGGUGCAGAGCUGGAAAAGCUGCUUCUCAGCGAAAAUCAGACGCCCUACUUACUUUGCUUAUUUGCUCCUAAAAUUUUCCUGGAGAAAAAAGGGACUUACAACCAAGAAGGUGCAACGAGGACUGGUGCCCGUCUCAGCGAACAAACGUGAUACUUCUUUUAUCAUUAUAAUUAUUAUUUAUGUUUAUUUUUUGUGAAUACGCUUCGACUGAAUGGACUGAGGCUUUACUUUUGCACUGAGACGCACUGCUUUCUACCUCCUGCCUGGUCUCUCUGCCAGAUUAUCCCAGCAGAAGUAGGCUAUAUGACGCAAACCCUGUGCAGAGCAUUAGUCUGAAAGUUUUCUUCCAAUACUUUUUCCGUUUUUUUUUCUUUUUUCCACCAAUCACACGGUGUUUCAUGCUACAACAAGUCAGUGCACAGCUGUGGAGGAGCCAAAAGAACUAUUGCAUGAAACAGGAAAGGAGAGAAGAGACCCUGAUUAAUAAGUCAGUUUUUGGGACGCUCGCAAGUACCUUUGCAUAUUUGCAAAAGAGUCGCGACAGCAACAUGAGUGCAGACAUGAGCAUGGGCCCGGAGCUACCCAGCAGCCCUCUGGCUCUGGAAUACGUCAAUGAUUUUGAUCUGAUGAAGUUUGACGUGAAGAAGGAAGGCCUGGCCGGGCUGGAACGCAACGGGGUGCGCCAGUGCAACCGUCUCCAACCUCAAGGCUCUGUGUCUUCCACCCCAAUCAGUACACCCUGCAGCUCGGUGCCAUCCUCACCCAGCUUCAGUCCCACAGAGCAGAAAAACCACCUAGAGGAGCUGUACUGGAUGCCGAACAGCGGGUACCAUCAGCAGAUAGACCCGCAGACCCUAAGCCUGACCCCAGAGGACGCAGUUGAGGCCCUGAUUGGAGUCACAACUCACGGCCACCCUCCGCCCCCGCAUGUUCAACAGCAGCUGCAGCAACAGCAAGGCGCUUUCGAGGGCUACAGGGGCCCACAUCACCACCACAGCCACCACGGCCACGGCCAGCAGCACCAUCACCCAUACGGUGGGGGCAUCCCUCACCACGCCGAGGAACUGUCCGGACACCCGGGUGGACACAACCACCCGCACAGCCAGCAUCACCAUCACCACAGCCAGGACCCCGACAGUCCGUCCCCGGUCUCCCCAGAGUCCCACCAGCCCCUCCAUCAUCACCGCCACCAUCACCACCACCAUCCACACGGCCACCUGAACCAGUCGGCGGCGCACCACGGCUCCGGAGGCGGACUCAACGUGGAGGACCGUUUCUCCGAUGAGCAGCUCGUGUCCAUGUCAGUGAGGGAGCUCAACAGACACCUAAGGGGCUUCACCAAGGACGAGGUCAUCCGUCUCAAGCAGAAGAGGAGGACCCUGAAGAACCGGGGCUACGCGCAGUCCUGCCGGUUCAAGCGGGUGCAGCAGAAACACGUGCUAGAAAACGAGAAGACGCAGCUGAUGAACCAGGUGGAGCAGCUGAAGGCGGAGAUCAGCCGGCUGGCGAGGGAGAGGGACGCCUACAAACUCAAGUGUGAGAAACUGACGGGGUCAGGGGCCAAUAACGGGUUCCGCGAGGCUGGCUCAACCAGUGACAACCCUUCAUCUCCAGAGUUCUUCAUGUGAGUGUUCAUAGCCUUUUCUUGUGAACCCCCCCCCUUACAACAAACUAUAAAUGACUGACUGGCUAAUGAACGAAACAAAAGACUGACUGGCUAAUGAACAAACGUUAAUAAUUCACACAUCCCAUACUGUUUAUGAUUAUACUAAUAACGGUAACAAUUAUAUUCAUAUUAGAGGAAUAAUUAGUAUUCUCAUAUAUAAUCAUCUCUCAUCCAUCCUCCAUUCACGUGUCAACUGAGAUACAAAGAGCAAGGUAAAGUGUCUAAUCAGUUGCAGCAUCUUUGUAGAUUAGUUGCUUGUAGUGAAGAGACUUUUCUUCUUCCAAGAAGAGGAUCGGCCGAUGAACUUUUUUUUUGUUCUCAUUUGAGACUACAGCUUUCAAAUAAUCUGUGUGUAGUGUGGGAUGGCGUCGAGGCAGUUGUCUUGUAAUUUUGUUCUCCAACAUGAUGACAUUGUUAUGAAACAACAAGUAGGCCUGGUCGCGCAGCCUGCAACACAUGAGACUCACAUUCGACAAGUGGGCCCGUAAUCGGAGAAACUCUCCAAAAGCAAAGACUUCACUUUAUGCAAAUCAAACUUCUGUACUAACCCGUUAGGGGGGGGGAGGGGGUGGGGUGACAUUUUAUGCUACAUCUCAUUGAUUUAUUGCCUGCUUGGUUAUAUUCGAAUAUAUAUUGAAACAAAAAAUCUGCAUUAAAUAUUAAUCCUGCAUGCUGGACAUGUACGGUAAUAAUUUCUAUUUUGUACUUUCAUCUUCUCGUGUAUAUUAAAAGCAUGUUGUUGAUCUGCGCUUCUCCAUAGUUGUGGGGGUUAGAGAAAUGCAGCGGGGACAUAACAGCAGGACUGCCGGUGCAGGAUCAUAUGGUGUGGGUUUUUCUGGGGCUUGUAAAUAUUAUGCAAACGCAAAACUGCACAACAAGAUUGAGGAGGCUGGUUUGAACCUUUCUUUCUUUGUGUUGUGUUUUAUUUCAUUUAUUUUUACGUUUUUUU
Monopterus albus (swamp eel) is the source of this 2691-nucleotide messenger RNA. RefSeq names its product MAF bZIP transcription factor Ba (gene mafba). Gene Ontology annotation, biological process: regulation of transcription by RNA polymerase II. The coding region runs from base 475 to 1704 and encodes 409 amino acids. NCBI's taxonomy places the organism in Eukaryota, Metazoa, Chordata, Actinopteri, Synbranchiformes, Synbranchidae. Gene Ontology annotation, molecular function: RNA polymerase II cis-regulatory region sequence-specific DNA binding; DNA-binding transcription factor activity, RNA polymerase II-specific. Gene Ontology annotation, cellular component: nucleus. The record is from RefSeq and is a predicted model, not a curated record. The transcript has a single exon.